Hippopotamus amphibius kiboko is the source of this 1919-nucleotide messenger RNA. RefSeq names its product cGMP-specific 3',5'-cyclic phosphodiesterase-like. The record is from RefSeq and is a predicted model, not a curated record. The transcript is spliced from 5 exons. Gene Ontology annotation, biological process: mitotic spindle assembly checkpoint signaling. The coding region runs from base 1 to 1077 and encodes 358 amino acids. Lineage: Eukaryota; Metazoa; Chordata; Mammalia; Artiodactyla; Hippopotamidae. Gene Ontology annotation, cellular component: nucleoplasm; kinetochore; cytoplasm.
AUGGAGUGGGCCGGCCCCGGCUCCGCGCGGCCGCAGCAGCAGUGGGACCAGGAAUCGGUCGAAGCGUGGCUGGACGAUCACUGGGACUUUACCUUCUCUUACUUUGUUAGGAAAGGCACCAGAGAAAUGGUCAAUGCAUGGUUUGCUGAGAGAGUUCACACCAUCCCUGUGUGCAAGGAAGGCGUCAGAGGCCACACGGAAGCUUGCUCUUGCCCCUCGCAGCAGAGUCCCCGUGCAGAGAGCAGCGUCCCUGGAACACCAACCAGGAAAAUCUCCGCCUCCGAAUUUGAUCGGCCUCUUAGACCCAUUGUCGUCAAGGAUUCUGAGGGAACUGUGAGCUUCCUCUCUGACUCAGAAAAGAAGGAACAGAUGCCUCUAACCCCCCCAAGGUUUGAUAAUGAUGAAGGGGACCAGUGCUCAAGACUCUUGGAAUUAGUGAAAGAUAUUUCUAGUCACUUGGAUGUCACAGCCUUAUGUCACAAAAUUUUCUUGCACAUCCAUGGACUCAUCUCCACUGACCGCUAUUCCCUGUUCCUUGUCUGUGAGGACAGCUCCAACGACAAGUUUCUUAUCAGCCGCCUCUUUGAUGUUGCAGAAGGUUCAACACUGGAAGAAGCUUCAAAUAACUGUAUUCGCUUAGAGUGGAACAAAGGCAUCGUGGGACAUGUGGCUGCUCUUGAAUGGUUAUACAAGUGUUCAGUUCAGAAAUUGGUGGUAGUCAUCUCAAAUAUUGAAAGUGGGGAGGUCCUUGAAAGAUGGCAGUUUGAUAUUGAGUGUGACAAGACUGCAAAAGAUGACAGUGCACCCAGAGAAAAGUCUCAGAAAGCUAUCCAAGAUGAAAUCCGUUCAGUGAUCAGACAGAUCACAGCUACAGUGACAUUUCUGCCACUGUUGGAAGUUCCUUGUUCAUUUGAUCUCCUGAUUUAUACAGACAGAGAUUUGGUUGUACCUGAAAAAUGGGAAGAGUCGGGACCACAGUUCAUUACCAAUUCUGAGGAAGUUCGUCUUCGUUCAUUUACUACUACAAUUCACAAAGUAAAUAGCAUGGUAGCCUACAAAAUUCCUGUCAACGACUGAGGAUGAGAUAAAGACAGUAUAAUGUACUUGUAUUCUCAAAUGUGGUUUUCCUGAAACCAAAUCAACUGUAGUUGAUAUGUUUUAUUUCAUUGGUUAAUUUUUAGAUGGGGAAAACUUAACAUUAUGCUUUACUGAAUCUGUGCAUAAUCGUUCCAUUCCUUGGUACCUGUUUCACUUUCCAUAGGGUUGACGUAAGUUAUUGCACACUGUUCCAAAGGGAACUAGCAGAUUACAUCAGCAUUGUAAUGUCAGUUCCUUUGACGAUGGUAACUGUAGAUGGAAAAACUUUUGCGAUACAGCUAAAUGUCUUUCUAAAUCAGACCUUUUGGUCAAGCACCUUGACUCAGAGUAUACAGAAAUAUCUAAAUAUAAAAUAGAGCAAAAGAAAUAUGACUAUUGAGAACAUGUGUUUAGAUCUUGAAAGGAACUAAUGAUAGUCCAUAAGUAAUGAAAUAUUGAUCCUGUUAGGUCCCUUUGCCAUUUAUUUGUAUAGUUUCCAUAUUGAAAAGUUUUCCAAUUAUUUGAUUUUAAUUUAUAUAACUCGAAUCUAUGAAGCCAUGGAUAGUCCUGCUAUUCAAAUUCCUGUGAUACUGAACUUUUCAGAAUGUCUUUUUAUGUUUUAUAAAAUCAAGCUUUAAAGGACAAUGAUGAAAUAAAGUUAAAUGUGUAUGUUCUAAAUUUGUCUUAAAAUAUUCUUAUAUUGGUGUGGUGUUGAUACAGUUAAAUAGUUAUAAUGGAUUCAGUGCAGCAUAUUAUUUCUUGUGCCUACUAUGGUUAGCCUAAGAAUUCAAAGUUGAGUAAGUCUUGAGGUACUUUCACUUUAAUGGACAAGCUUUUAUUGU